Messenger RNA from Actinia tenebrosa (Australian red waratah sea anemone), 1614 nucleotides. Its product is annotated as beta-ureidopropionase. Lineage: Eukaryota; Metazoa; Cnidaria; Anthozoa; Actiniaria; Actiniidae. The record is from RefSeq and is a predicted model, not a curated record. Gene Ontology annotation, molecular function: beta-ureidopropionase activity.
GGAAACAAGUGAAAAGAAAAACCUUGGGUGUCAGUCGGUCAAUAGUUCUUAUUCUCCGAUAAAACAGCGGUUAAAAACCAUGAAUAAGGAAUCAAGAGGAUAAGUUCUUUGCCGAUGCAUUACCGGUCACACAGGCCUAUCAAUUAGUUGGGUAUCCUUGCGCUUCACUAAUGUGAAGUCAUAAACCAAGGGCACAAGCACUUGGGAGCAAGCUAGCUUAGAAAAACAUCAGAAGAUGAUAAAUACCUCUUGUCUCUCUCCUCUCCCCUUUACUCAAGUAAUGAUGGCGGCUCGAAUCGUAAGCUUGGAAAACUGCCUUGAAAAGCACAUUCCUCCAGAGGAAUUACAGGAAGUCAAGCGAAUACUAUACGGGAAACCUGCUAGUCCACUGAAUCUACCAGAAGAGGCUGUGAAGUUUGCUCAAAGCCAUGAUUUUGAGCUUGCUGGUUAUAAGAUAGAGGCUGCACCUGAACAGCUACGUCAACCAAGAAUAGUGCGUAUUGGAGCUGUGCAAAAUAAGAUUGUAGCACCAACUAAUGCACCAAUAGCCAAACAGCGAGAAGCUCUUCAUGGCAGAAUUAAAGACAUUGUAGACUCAGGUGCUCUGUGUGGAGUCAAUGUCAUGUGCUUUCAAGAAUGUUGGACUAUGCCAUUUGCAUUUUGCACUCGAGAAAAGCUGCCAUGGACAGAGUUUGCAGAAUCAGCAACUGAUGGCCCAACUGUUAAGUUGUGUCAAGAGCUUGCCGAGCAGCAUAACAUGGUAAUUAUCUCACCUAUAUUGGAACGAGAUGUUGAUCAUCGUGAGAUACUAUGGAAUACUUCAGUGGUAAUAUCCAACACUGGUGACAUCAUAGGCAAAACAAGAAAGAAUCAUAUCCCUAGAGUAGGGGACUUCAAUGAGUCCACAUAUUACAUGGAAGGGAACAUGGGACACCCAGUGUUUCAGACACAGUUUGGUCGCAUAGGAAUAAGUAUUUGCUAUUCUCGGCAUCAUCCACUGAACUGGUUGAUGUUUGGUAUCAACGGAGCAGAGAUUGUUUUUAAUCCAUCAGCAACUGUUGGUGCUUUGAGUGAACCAAUGUGGCCUAUUGAAGCAAGAAAUGCUGCAAUUGCUAACUCCUACUUUACUGUGGCCAUCAACAGGGUUGGAACUGAAUCAUUUGAACAUGAGUUUACCUCAGGUGAUGGAAAACCAGCACACAAGGAUUUUGGAGAGUUUUAUGGUUCUUCUUAUGUUGCUGCCCCUGAUGGAAGUCGUACUCCUGGAUUGUCCAGAACCAGAGAUGGACUUUUGGUGACAGAAGUGGAUUUAAACUUGUGUCGGCAAAUUAAAGAUAAAUGGGGAUUCCCAAUGACAUCAAGGCUUGACAUGUAUGCUAACCUGUUGACUGAUGCUGUCCAACAUGACUACAAGCCACUGGUUGUUAAUCAAGAACAGAAAUAAGUACACCUUUUGACUGAAAACUCAUUUUAGUACCCUACCUCACCACUGAAAAAAUGUGUAGCCUGAUUGGGAAUGAGACAAGCUAUGAUGCUCAAAUGCAACAAGGAUACUCAAUUAUAAAGAGUGAAAAAAGUAAUGUUGUCUAGUAUUAAAUUAUUGUUUCUUGAAAA